AUGUGGUUUGAGGUAAAAGCUGAUUCUGUUAGUAGGGAUCUGAUGACGCUUGGACCUGGCAAUGAAGAUGCAGAAGACAUUCUCUCUUCGUCUCUGGAGGCCUUGUACGAUUACUCACCCAUAACUCUCUCCACCGCCAACUCCAUAUUCGCCUUCAAACUGCCAAACGAUGGACCCACAAUCACACUCAAGACGCCAGAUACCGCAGCCGCAAACUGGUCCUUGCAUGCCUCAUCAGUCUGGGUUGCCUCUCAUUUUCUGGCUGAAAACAUUUCACGUCUCGAUAUACCCGCCCACGUCACGCGAUGUCCAGCCGGAAAGCGAGUAAAACUGCUCGAACUUGGUGCCUCUGCGGGCCUUCCUUCAAUCGCAAUCGCUAAGAUUCACAAAGAGCUCUCUGUGGUUGUGAGCGACUACCCCGAUGACCUACUUAUUCAAACGCUCGCCGAUAACGUGGCGUCAAACGGGGUAGCAAGUAAUUGUCGUGCGCUGCCCUAUGGGUGGGGCACCGAUCCCUCCCACCUUUUCUCGCCAGACGGAGACAAAUUCGACCUUGUCGUUGCCGCAGACACGCUUUGGAACCCAGAGUUCCAUGGCAUUUUCAUAGAGUCACUCAAAUCCACACUCAAGCGGUCCACUGAAUCGCGAGUCCAUAUAUUUGCUGGUCUGCACACUGGGCGAUAUACCAUCCAGGCAUUCUUGAACUUGGCUGUUGCGUCAGGUUUCGAUGUUCAAAACCUGGUUGAGCUGGAGAUUAACGGUAACCAGAGCCGCGUCUGGUCCGUGGAGCGAGAAGGGGAUGACGAGAGUCACAGACGCAAAUGGCUGGUGAGUAUGACAUUGGGAUGGAACGAGGUACAGAGGCGAAAGUCGUGA
Mycena indigotica is the source of this 876-nucleotide messenger RNA. RefSeq lists its product as uncharacterized. The coding region runs from base 1 to 876 and encodes 291 amino acids. NCBI's taxonomy places the organism in Eukaryota, Fungi, Basidiomycota, Agaricomycetes, Agaricales, Mycenaceae. The transcript has 3 exons. The record is from RefSeq and is a predicted model, not a curated record.